Molecule: messenger RNA, 2248 nt
Organism: Lolium perenne
Lineage: Eukaryota; Viridiplantae; Streptophyta; Magnoliopsida; Poales; Poaceae
Source: RefSeq, a predicted model, not a curated record
UAUGGAAUGUACCAAAAUUUCAACCACACCGUGGCAAAGAUUUUACCAAAACAACAAACAAAGCACGGUCACGGUUGGAUUUUUUAUUUGACUACGUGUGAAAAGCAUCCACCGUCGUGACCCUUUUUCAAUUCGUGUACUUCACCGUAGCCGAUAGCAAGUUGUCGUUUUGGUUUUUUUCUUUUCACGGCCCGUAACGGAUGGCAUCAAUAAUUUGGUAUCGGGCUACAUCAACACGGGCCGACGCCCGUUCCAUCCUCCAUCCGGCGCGGCUACGGCACCCGUUCCCGUCCAACCCCGCACAACGCCUGUUCCCCCGCGUGCACCAACCGCCCCGCAGGAUCAGCAGCUCCCAUCGCGAAUCCCACCAUGCCGCCGCCACCGCCACCGCGAAUCCCACCACCGGCGACCCCCACAGGAGGCCACACACCUCCUGGAUCCACGCCGUCGCCGGGAGGCCGCGAAGAUCCUGCUUCUCAUCCCCCCAAGGUCGUGACCCUCCUGCUCGCCGCGCCGCCGCCGGGAGGCUGAAGCUCCUGCUCUCCGCGUUGCCGCUGGGAGGCUCUGAAGCUCAUGUUCUCCGCGCAGCCAAGGUUUUGACGCUCCUGCUAGCCGCGCCACCACCGGCUGGCCGGAAAGUCCUGCUCGCCGCGUCGCGGCCAGGAGGCCGCGAAGCUUCUGCUCGCCGCGCCGCCAAGGUCGCGACCCUCAUGCUCGCCGGGUGGCAGCGCCCCUGCUCUUCCCCACAUCGUCGCCGGGAGGCAGGGCCUGCUGUUCUCCACGUCGCUGUCGGUAGGCCAAGCACCUCCUGCUUGAUGCUUCGCUGCUGGCUGGGCACACCUGAUCCUCUCGUGCUUCUGGCCGUCACGGGAAUGGCCAAGGAUGGCUGGUGUUUCUCUCCCCCGUUAUCCUCUUUAUGUUCCCUCUGUUUUCUUUCUAAGUAGGGAAGUUCAGCUAUUGCUCGAUAGGAAUCACAAAUGUUUUGGCAAGGUAGUGCAGGCUUCCAAAACAGUGCAAAAAAUCGGUUUGGGUGAUUCGCUAGUUUAGGACGCAGUGCAAAACAGGGCUGAAAUUCUAUUUUUGGUCGUCUGAACUAUCCAUGUCGGUGUCAUGAAGUGCUUCCUCCUCUGUCGAAUUGGUCCCAUGAUGAAACGGGACUUUAGUGGUGUUUAUAAUCCCUUGUUGAUUUGAUUGAGAUUUUUGAUAUCCAUGGUCAUUCAAAUAAAUUGUACAGCAGAAUUUUUUAUCACAAUUUGCUUCACUGGGUGAUGUUGAUUUCGUUUGUUUCAUCUGAAAGAUCUAGUUCCCUUUCUUCAGGGACUUACCAAAUUCUACUUUUUCUAGAUUUUUUCCAAAUUCCACUUCUGUUGGCUUAUUUUCUCUUGCUGGCGACCCCUUACAUCGAAGCAAUCAUCACUCCUCUCAACCACCGCUGGGUAAGAACAUUCAUCUUCCCGUCUCAUGCAACAAAGCUAGAGCCUUAAAGGAGAAGAUGAGAGAACACUGGAACCUGCCGCUGGAAUUUAGAUUUCGGCAAACUGGUGAGGAUUGGCUGCUUAUCUUACUGGGAUGUUGUAGUGGUAAGCAAAGAGCUCAUGUGCUUCUCCUCCUCUGGAGAGCUUGGCACCUCCAUUGUGAUGUAAUACACGAAAAAGGCAAGGAAUCAAUUAUGAAGUCAGUGUCUUUCUUGCUAAACUAUGAAGCCAUGCUUACGGACUGCAGUCCAGCCGCACGGAAUAACAAAGGUAAAAAAGCUAUUGGUUUAUCUGAGCUGACUAAUCAAUUUGGUUCUUGUUCUUCUAUUCCAAAUAAAGUGGAAGAUAUGCUUCCGUCUCCUUGGUCCAUGCCUAUGGGAAGAUACUGCAGUGAUCAAUGUCGACGCGGCAUACAAGUCGCUGACUGGUGAAUCGGCCAUCGGGGCUGUGGCUCGUGACGGCCAAGGCUCUAUCAUUGCUGUUACCAGAAGGACGAUCAAUAGAUGCCAGGACGCGGAGGAAUCUGAGGCCAGAGCGAUCCUUGCCAGACUGCAGCUGGGCAUUGAGCUUGGUCUUCAUGAGCCAAUUGUGAUGUCUGAUUGCACAGCUGCUGUUAAUGCAUCAAGAAGCCCUGUCCAUAACCUGUCUAAGCUCUGGAGCAUGUAUAAGGAUAUUUCUAAUGUUGCUUUGCCUUUGCUUGGGUGUCUCGUGCAGUACACGAGAAGAAAGUUUAAUUGUUUUGCCCACAAUUUAGCGCAACUAGCUUUUCAGUC